UUAUAACGGGACAUUAAAACUUUCUGGCUCCAAUUGGGUAAAGAAGGAUUGAGCUGUUGUUUUUCCUCUAACUAGUAUCAACAUUUUGGGUAACUAUGUUGAUGGAUAUAUCUGUGUAGAGAUAUUGUUAUUAAACAAGAAAAUUAUUGGCCCUACUACUUACUACCUUAGUAGGUGAACAACAAAAAAUCAACCCAAAUGGUGUGAAGGUUCCUAAAAAGGAACUAUAAAUAUAUGGAUUUACUCUACUCUUUUUGGAACUCUCCAUUUUGUGCUUUGUGUCGUGUAAACUCUCUCUCUCUCUCUCUCUCUCCCUCCCUCCCUCCCUCCCCCUUGUGGUUGUGAUUUGGGCUUCUUCACUUGAUUGUUAUAAAUUCCAACCCAAACCCACAAGAGAAAACCUCUCAUGCAAAGUAUUUUGAGCUAAUAAUGGAGCUGAUAAUAGUCAUCACCACACUAUGCAUUUGUCUCUCGGUUUUGCUGACACCCUGUGCCUCUCAACAAAUUCAAGUGCAAUCAUCCCAUGACCAAGCUAAAGAUGUCAAGUUUUCUCUUCUUACACUGCCAAGGAAGCUCAGAGUCAUUGAGGAGGCAGCAACUGUACAUGCAACGGUUAAUGAAGAUAAGGAGUUACUGUCAUACAGUAAGCAGAGGGCAUCUUUAUCAGGAAAACAACACAAUAAAGAAGCAGACAUGAAGUUUGGAAGAAGAGGAACAUGGCAAGAAUGGGUUGAGGAAGGGACCGACCGCACCCAAUUCUUUACAAUGGAUUAUUCCCACGUCAGAAGACGACGUCCCAUACAUAACAAGUCCUCCGUCCCGGUUGGUCCAUGAAACAUGGGGAGGGCUUAUUUGCCAAAUUUCACUCCAAAUUAGAGAAACUAAAAAAUACUUUUUGAAUACAAAAUUGUGGAUGUGGUGACUUAUUAAUGUAUUUUGUAAAUUAGGGAAAUGAGGAACCGUGUCGUGUCCGGGAUCGGUUGUGGCCGACAUUUUGAAACAAAACCCUAAGCUUUUAUGCAAACCAUGGCCCUACUUGUGCUUAAUUUUGAGGUUUUCUAUGUUUUGUUUUGUGAACAUUUUUUUAAUUUUUAUUUUGGAUUUUUGUACUUUUCAAUGUAGUCAAAUAUGGGUUUAAAGCCCCAAUAUUUCGUAAUAUGUAGUCACAAAUUACAAACUAAAAUUUGUGUUAUAGUUUAAUGUAUAAGAAAAUGGUAUUAU
Molecule: messenger RNA, 1221 nt
Organism: Camellia sinensis
Lineage: Eukaryota; Viridiplantae; Streptophyta; Magnoliopsida; Ericales; Theaceae
Gene: RGF8
Product: root meristem growth factor
Source: RefSeq, a predicted model, not a curated record